AUGUCGCAACACUCUCGGAGAGACGUUUUAAUCAACAAUAUGGGAGACUCGAGGAUCCUUGUCUGGGAUGAGCUCCAAGUACCUCCUAAUAUGGAGUCCGAUACCGAUCAAUGGGUUAGAGAUUUCCAGCCAUUGGUCCAAAUUGCAGGCCCUUUUAAAUGCCACUGGGCAAGGUCUCGCGAGCGGCCUGAUACGGUUCUUCUAUUGACAUUGUGGCGCUGCAUGUUAAAACUAAGGGAAUUCGAGGACUCCCCGGACGCCCAGCUUUUCUGGGAGAAUCUUGCCAGUAAAGGGAUUUUACGCCUAGCAUCCCACGAGACUGUUUACCGCAGUAACUGGGCCAAUUACUUGGAUAAAUCCUUUAUUCAGUUAUUCUGGGUCUAUUUCCCCGCGUCUUUGGAUGAAGACCAGCUGGCCGAAAUCACAGAGUCUAAAGGUAUCAAUCCACCACCAAUGGGCUUUUCAGUCCCCCGGAAAGAUUUGCUUGUGGCACGUGCCCCUGCAAAAAUAUGGGCAAAUAAAACGAAAAUUGUGAAUGGACAGGAAACGCAGUUAAUGAUGUGGCCACAUUUCUGGAGGAAUGAAGAAAAGGCCGAGUAUCGGAAUAUCCAACGGGGUGGUAAUAUUAGCUCCUGGACCGUGAGGGAUAGGUUCAUUUCAGAGUUGGAAGAUUUGAAGCCAGUGACGUGGAAGGAGGAGUUUUUUACUUUUACCUGCUUUCGUUUCGUUUCCGAGAAUCGUUAG
This is a messenger RNA of Penicillium longicatenatum, 744 nucleotides long. RefSeq lists its product as uncharacterized. Lineage: Eukaryota; Fungi; Ascomycota; Eurotiomycetes; Eurotiales; Aspergillaceae. The transcript is spliced from 2 exons. The record is from RefSeq and is a predicted model, not a curated record. Bases 1 to 744 code for a protein of 247 amino acids.